This is a messenger RNA of Malania oleifera, 555 nucleotides long. Its product is annotated as transcription factor MYB41-like. Bases 1 to 555 code for a protein of 184 amino acids. The transcript has 2 exons. NCBI's taxonomy places the organism in Eukaryota, Viridiplantae, Streptophyta, Magnoliopsida, Santalales, Ximeniaceae. The record is from RefSeq and is a predicted model, not a curated record.
AUGGCUCCACGCCGUGGAAAAGCAGCUGUGAGAAGGGGAGUAUGGAGUGCUGAAGAAGAUAAGAAGUUGAUGUUAGCACAAGAGGAGUCCAUAGGUGGUCUGCAAUUGCAUCAAAGACUGCCAGGAAGAACUGACAACGAAAUAAAAAAUCACUGGCACACCCACAUCAAGAAACGACUAGUACUGCACAAGCACAGCCCUAUGCCAACUACUAAAUCACAACCAUUAUUGCUUCGCAUUGUCACUCCUACAGCAGCUGCUGAGCCAUCAGGAAGCUGCUCUGGAAAUUUCCUAGUUUCAACUCAUCAGCAUAAUCCUGCUUAUUUUUCUGAAUCCCAAUUUCUAAUGACAGAACCAUUGGGAGCAGAUCAAGGUUUGAACGCAUUGGAAAGUUGUGAUCAGAGCACAAAUAGUAGUGCAGAUGCUGGGUUUAAGUUACCAGUUAAUGAGGGAUGUUUGAAGGAGCCCUUAAACCCAUGUGGGUCUCACGGUACUGAUGCAGAAUAUGGGUUUUGGUUCAAAUUGUUAAUUGAAGGAGACAUGGCUGCAGUCUAA